Penicillium taxi is the source of this 903-nucleotide messenger RNA. RefSeq lists its product as uncharacterized. The transcript has 3 exons. Bases 1 to 903 code for a protein of 300 amino acids. The record is from RefSeq and is a predicted model, not a curated record. NCBI's taxonomy places the organism in Eukaryota, Fungi, Ascomycota, Eurotiomycetes, Eurotiales, Aspergillaceae.
AUGUCCCCAGAUAUCAACUCCCUGUCUCCAUCUCCCUCAUCAUCUUCAUCCUCCAUCCCACACCGUAACAAUUCAUCUGCUUCCCCUGCUACAACCGCCGUGAACCCCACCUCCCCUCGCCCCUCACGCGGUUCCAGUUUGGGCCGACUAUCCAUAUCUGAGCGACAUCGGUUAAACGCCGGCAUGAACCUAACCCUGAACGAGCAAGCUGGUGCAGCUUCGGGAAAUAACGGCGCGCAAGCUCGGUCGGACCAUCGUACCUCCAUGGGACACACCUUCCACGCUUCUAGUCCCACAAGUCACGGCGGUAGCCCCGUCUUUGCAACGGCGGACCCGCACCACCAGCGCGCCCCAUCUCUGGGGGAACUGCAUCAAGAAUUGGAACAAGAGCAGGAAGCUCAAGUGAACCGUCUACUGCAGAUGAUUCGUAGCCAACAGGCCCAGUUACAACAACUACAGAGUCAGCAGCAGUCAGCUUCAGGAACCGCUAUUCUUGAUGACACCAUUACCUCUUCGGAACGAUCGGCAUUCUCCCCCACGCACCCCCCGUCCACAACCCCGGGUAAUCGACUUUCCAUUUCAUCUCUCACACAUCGGCCUCCCAGCCAAGCGCCAUCUCCGCGCAUACUACCGCAUGAUGCGCAUCUAGGAUCAGAAAGUACAGAGGCAUUCCCAGCACUGAGGGAUGGCUCAUCACGACGAGGCAGUCGAGAUGAAAGCGCAUUCUAUCAAGCUGAAGCAGCCAUGUUGAAUCGAGAAAAUCAAAUGCUCCGUCAGCGAAUUAGAGAACUCGAACGACAAAUUGGCGAUAUGACAACUUCCUCCCCCGCAGUUGAAACGGUAGGGCAGGAGAGGGCCGAGGAGACGGACCCGCCUGCCGUUGGAUCACCCGACAAGGACUAA